Messenger RNA from Zonotrichia albicollis (white-throated sparrow), 1962 nucleotides. The record is from RefSeq and is a predicted model, not a curated record. Lineage: Eukaryota; Metazoa; Chordata; Aves; Passeriformes; Passerellidae.
GGUGAGAGCAUCACCUGGGUCAUCUUCCUCAUCUCCUACUGGGGCGAGCAGAUUGGGCAGAAGAUCCGCAAGAUCUCGGACUGCUUCCACUGCCAGGUGUAUACGUACCCGGAGAGUGAGGCCAGCAGGACGGAGGCCAUUACCAGGCUGCAUGGGCAGAUCCAGGAGCUCAGCGUGACGCUGGAGGAGACGGAGAAGUACCUGGCGGAGGUGCUGGACAAGGUGGCGCAGGUGCUGCCCACUUGGCGCGUGCAGGUGCAGAAGAUGAAGGCCAUCUACCUCGUCCUCAACCAGUGCAGCUUUGAUGUCACCAAGAAGUGCCUCAUCGCCGAGGUCUGGUGCCCUGUGCGGGACCUCACCCAAGUGCAGGAAGCCCUGCGCCAGGGAUCUUACCAGAGCGGCUCCAGCGUGGAGUGCUUCGUGCAGCGCGUCCCCACCUCGGAGAGCCCCCCCACCCUCAUCCGCACCAACAAGUUCACCUCCGGCUUCCAGAGCAUCGUGGACGCCUACGGGGUGGCCAGUUACCAGGAGGUGAACCCCGCACCCUACGCCAUCAUCACCUUCCCCUUCAUCUUCGCCAUCAUGUUUGGGGACGUGGGGCACGGGCUGCUCAUGUUCCUCUUUGCGCUCUGGAUGGUGCUGUACGAGGACAGCCCCCGCCUGCGGCAGGGCACCAACGAGAUCUGGCUGAUGUUCUUUGAGGGGCGCUACCUCAUCUUGCUCAUGGGUGCCUUCUCCAUCUACACCGGGUUCAUCUACAACGAGUGCUUCAGCAAAGCCACUGCCAUCUUCCCCUCUGCCUGGAGUGUGGCCACCAUGGCCAACCACUCCUCCUGGAGCGCUGCGUACCUCGCCACCCACCCCUCGCUCACCCUGGACCCCAAUGUCACCGGUGUCUUCCAAGGGCCAUAUCCGUUUGGGAUCGACCCAAUCUGGAGCUUGGCCGCCAACCACCUCAACUUCCUCAACUCCUUCAAGAUGAAGAUGUCAGUGGUGCUGGGCAUCGUGCACAUGGGCUUUGGCGUCGUGCUGGGGGUCUUCAACCACGUGCACUUCCAACAGCGGCACCGGCUGGUCUUGGAGUUCCUCCCAGAGAUGAUUUUCCUCCUGGCUCUUUUUGGCUACCUGGUCUUCCUCAUCUUCUACAAGUGGAUCAAGUUCAGUGCUGCUGAGUCCAUGGUGGCCCCCAGCAUCCUCAUCCACUUCAUCGACAUGUUCCUCUUCACCUCCAAUGCCGAGAACCUCCCGCUCUACCCAGGGCAGGUGCCAGUGCAGAUGGUGCUGGUGGUGCUGGCGCUGGCGUCGGUGCCCGUCCUGCUCCUGGGGACGCCGCUGUACCAGUGGUGCCGGCAGGGUGCCCCGAGGACGCCGCUGGCCACGGGGGAACAGGAGCCGCUGCUGGAGGGGCAGGAGGCUGGGAACUCUGUCAAUGCCAUCACAGAGGAUGUGGAAAGAGGAGGGCACAGCCCUGACGCUAAGCACGUGGACUUUGCUGAAAUCUUCAUGCAUCAGGCUAUCCACACCAUCGAGUACUGCCUGGGCUGCGUCUCCAACACCGCGUCCUACCUGCGGCUCUGGGCGCUCAGCCUGGCACACGCCCAGCUCUCCGAGGUCCUGUGGACCAUGGUGAUGCGGAAUGGCUUCGUGGGGCUGAGCUACGUGGGCGGCGUGGUGCUGGUGCCCGUCUUCGCCGCCUUUGCCGUGCUGACCGUGGCCAUCCUGCUGGUGAUGGAGGGACUCUCUGCCUUCCUCCACGCCCUGCGCCUGCACUGGGUGGAGUUCCAGAAUAAAUUCUACGUGGGUGCCGGGUACAAGCUGUGCCCCUUCGCCUUUGCCCCGGACACCUGGGAAUAGCCGUGCCAAGGGGAUUCCAGGGGCUUGGAACAUCGGCUGUGCCCUAAAUUCCCCCCCACUGGACCCCUGGAGCCUCCUUGGUGGUGAAUAAAGCCAUCCCUGUGCCUC